Gavialis gangeticus (Gharial) is the source of this 3429-nucleotide messenger RNA. It is a transcript of the gene RASSF3, whose product is annotated as Ras association domain family member 3. Gene Ontology annotation, biological process: signal transduction. The transcript is spliced from 5 exons. The record is from RefSeq and is a predicted model, not a curated record. Gene Ontology annotation, cellular component: cytoplasm. NCBI's taxonomy places the organism in Eukaryota, Metazoa, Chordata, Crocodylia, Gavialidae. Bases 1 to 753 code for a protein of 250 amino acids.
AUGAGCAGCGGCUACAGCAGCCUGGAGGAGGAGGAGAGCGAGGAGUUCUUCUUCACCGCCCGCACCUCCUUCUUCGGCAGGCCGCAGGGCAAAGCCCGGCCCGGCCCGCAAGAUGAUCAGAAAGAAAGAGAAACCCUCAUUUAUCUCAGUAAAGAAGAAGUUAAAGAGAAGAUUCAAAACUAUAAUUCAUCUGUUACUGACAAACUGAAGAUGACCUUGAACUCUAAUGGGAUUUACACUGGCUUCAUCAAAGUUCAGAUGGACCUAUGCAGACCUAUCACUGUACCAGCUUCCAUGAAUCCAGGAAAACAUGCCCACAAUAACAACGAGACUGCUUUUCACUUGUCUGAGGGCUACGUGAAUACACUGCACAUCAGCAGCAUUAAUACUGUUCGUGAAGUUAUUGAGGCCUUGCUCAAAAAGUUUUUAGUGACUGAUAAUCCUGCCAAGUUUGCACUUUAUAAACGCUGUCACAAAGAAGAUCAAGUGUAUAUGUGCAAACUCUCAGACAGAGAACAUCCUCUUUAUCUACGUUUGGUGGCAGGCCCCAGAACAGAAAUGCUCAGUUUUGUUCUGCGUGAGCAUGAAACUGGAGAGGUUAUGUGGGAAGCCUUUAGCAUUCCUGAACUGCAGAACUUUUUACGUAUACUGGACAAAGAGGAAGAUGAACAACUACAAAUGUUAAAGAAGCGUUAUGCAGCUUACAGAGACAAACUUGAAGCAGCCCUUGGUGGUGUGUGGAAACCAGGUUAAAGUGGGGCCACAGGACACUCAGGAAAAAUGCACGCUACCUGAUGUUAUGUAGCAUGCCAAACCAAAUGUACAAAACAGCAGAAAAGAAUAGUUUUCUUUAUUCAGAAGACUGUUCUGUGAUGCCGGGGUACCUGAACUUUCCUAUAGACUUUGUCCCAUAAGUCAGGUCACUUAGCAUCUUGCACCCACAAGUUAGGGAUACUGCAUGUUUGUACAUCAAUUUGCAGCCCUCUGCUGCACCUAGAGGGCUUUCCAGGUUUCUUUGGUGCAAGCUGUGAAUUUGUAAUGCAAGUCAGUUUUCUAGGAGACUAUGAAAUAAGAUUUUUUUUAAACAUUUUUUUUUUUAAUUCUUUGCUUUAAUGUUAGUGAAAACUUUAAAAGUAAGGGUGUGCAAAUUGAUCGCUAAAAGUUAUGAAGCAGCUUAGCUGUCUGAACAAGAAUUAGAUUGGGGCACUGUUUGAGAUUUUAAAAUUGAUUUGCACUACCUUUUCUGUUUUCAACUAUUUUUACUGUAUAAUUUGUGAGAAAACAGUGAUAGAUGGAAUGGACACAAAACCUUGAGGUUUUGCAGCAUUUGCAGAUCUUAAAGUCCUUUUUCUGAAGAACGUAAAGAGCAAGUUGAAAAGCAGGUAAAAGUUGAGAGGUUGCAACAGCUGGUAAGGAAGAAUUAAUGUAAAGUGAAAUACAAAUAUUAUUGAAAAGAAGAUGGAAAUGCUUUUGGUAGUGUAUAGUUGUACAAGAAGAAGGUUUUAGGAUGUUGUGCUAUUGUAAAUAAGUUUUUAGAAUUGAGCACAUUCACACUGGAAAAGAAAUAAGUAUAAUUAACACCCAGAAGGAAGGAAGCCAAAUAUUAGUGGAAAUUGAGCUGUAUAUAUAAGCACAGUUAUUACAGAAACUAAAUGUGUGAAGGUAUGUGUGGUUUAAUACAUGCAGCAAAUGUAGUAAGACCUGUUUUAUGGAUUUUGGAAUGGCGGGUAGUGAGGAUAUCUUCGUUUUUAUGGAAGUUGCAUAUCCAGCAAGCUGGUCAUGGAAUGUUUUAGGGUUUUAGAAAUACAGCUGCAUGUGCAUUGGUUAAACUGUAAGUUGGUUUUUUCAGCUGAGGACAGAUCCACUUUCAGGACAGUUUCAAAUUAUUGUAUCUGAAAGUCGAGCACAGCUUCUGCUUAUCUGUUAAUUAAACUGUCCGUCAGACAAAAAUGGAAUUUCUAAUUUGUAUUUUCAAGAUGUCAGAGAAUUAUAUGUCGGUAUAUCAGUUAUGUUAGUCAUUCUGGCUUGGUAAUUUGACAGUUUUAAUUUUUCAAGUUAUUAAAUGAUCAAACAGUUAAUUACCAAAUUCUGUACACUGCUGAUUUACUUGAUUUUUAAAGUAAGAAAAAUGUAGCAAGAGAAUUUUUGUACUUUACUGUAAAUGUAAUUGUUAUACUUUCAGAAAUAUUUAUCUAAAGCACAUUCAGAAAAACCAAAGAAAUAGGUGUGCAAUAAGCAUGAAGCAGAUUUGAAGAACUGAUAGGAUUUAGUUAUAACCACAUGGUGGGGAAAACUAAUGAGUUAAAGAGGUAAGAGAUAGAAAAUAGUGCUAACAUUCAAGAGCAUCACUAGCUUCUCUCUUUAUUCUAAAGAGUUUGUGAAUUCCCAAGGAAUAUUCAACACUUCAGUGACACCUAAUGGAUGCUUGGUAAAACUCCAAGAUGCUUCUGUUCUGUACCUUAAUUUGACACAUUUGUGCCUUUUUAUUCAUUUAGUAGUGGGCAUCUUUUUUGACAAAUCUUAAGAACUUUUUUGAGUAUUUGCAAAUUUACCAAGAUAACAGUUGUUUUAAUGUGUUAUGAGAAACUAAAAGUAGGACUUAACUAUAAAAAUAUAUAUGACAUAUUUUGUGGGGCUUUUUAAUUUCACAUGUAACUUCGUAGUGCAUGUGUGAAUUUAGUAACAUUAUCAUCAAAGUGCGACACUUUAUUAUAAUGGUUCAGGGAGUGAUUUUACAUUUUUCCUAGAAAUAUUUUUUAAUGAAUACUAAAGUGAUUUGUUGGGUAUUUAGUUAACAUCUACUAUAUUUAUGUAGUGUAACCCAUAACAAUGUAAUCUUUACAUAAUAGCUGUUAACACUGAACCAUUUGUUGCUCAGAUUUAAACACUGAGUGGAAAAAGUUUAUAGAUAUGUGAAUUUUAUUUUUACUUGAACUAAAUUAUCAUUCUUUAAAGUGUGAAUCUUACUUUAGCCAAAAACCUCAAUUGGUAUUUUAUGCACUACAAGUUUUGAUUUGGAAAAAGAAAAUCUUAAUGUAUUUUAAUUUUGUCUUAGUCCACAGUUAAUUGUUGCAAGACUGUUUGUUUGGGUUUUUUUGCCUUUUUUUAACACACUGGUGAUUACAGCAGCUUUAAUUUAAAAUAAAUGGUCAAACCUGGCUCAAACUUUAUUCUUUAUAAUGUUAGUAUCAAAUUAAUGUUAAAGCUUUGUUGCAGAAUUGUCUUCUAUUCAUUAUGUGAUGGUACCAGAAUGAUGAUUAAAUGACAUGUGCAAAGCCAGGAAAUGUUUAAAAAUGUCUUUAAAAAAUGAAUACUAUUUAUAAUUUUGAUAAGUUUAGCUUUAUUUUUAUAGGGAAGAUUUUUAUUCCCUUUAAAGUUGUUACCAAAAUAGCAAGUGAUGUUUCCAUUAUUAAAGUUGAAGUUGGAGUA